UAGGACACGGCGGUGCCGGCCAAAUAAGACUGAAACGAGGUCACAGAUUUAGGUGGAUUUUAUUCGUCCGACCUCGAACUGAUCAGUUCAUCAUCUCCACAGAGCUGUGGCCAGGUGGAGGUUCGUUUUCUACCUCACAGCCUUCAUUGCUGGACUGGCCUGUUUGAUUGAUAGACCAUGGUUCUGGGACCGCAGUGAAUGCUGGAGGCAAUAUCCAGUUCAGCCCAUGGAGAAAGCUCAUUACUGGUACUACAUGCUAGAGUUGGGUUUUUAUGGCUCUUUGCUCCUCCGGAUCUCUGUGGACAUCAAGAGGAAGGAUUUUAAAGAACAGGUGAUCCACCAUUUGGCCACCAUCUUCCUGCUCAGCUUCUCCUACUGUGCCAACUACAUUCGCAUCGGCACCCUGGUGAUGCUGCUUCACGACUCCUCCGACAUCCUGCUCGAGUCUGCCAAGAUGUUCAACUACGGCACCGGCUGGAGGAGAACGUGUGACACACUGUUUGUUGUGUUUGCCGUGGUCUUCCUUGUGACUCGACUGGUGAUUUUCCCGAGCAAAAUCAUCCAUACCACCCUGGUGCUGUCCAUGGAGGUGUUUGAACCUUUCGCCGGCUAUUACUUUUUCAACGUCCUGCUGAUGGUGCUGCAGGGUCUUCACAUCUUCUGGGCUGGCUUGAUCUUACGCAUGGUCUAUAAGUUCCUGAAAGGCAAGCUGGAAAAAGAUGAGCGCAGUGAUGAAGAGAGUGAAGUUGAGGAGGAAGAGGAUAAUAAAGGAGGAGAGGAAAAUGUGGACCAGGGAGGAGAUUACUGUUGGGAGAAAAGUAAAGACGCCCUGAACUCCAAACUGUGUAUGCUGACCAACAGUUGUGUCCUAAAUAACUUGAGUAACCACAGGGCAUCUGUAGCUGACAGAAUGCGCAAAGCUCAGUAAAAGCGUUGAUGAGUUUCAUUACAUAACGGCCCGGUUUUGCCAUGUUUUACACAUUGAGUGAUAUGGGAUGGAUGGAAUCCAUUCACCUUUUUCCUGCCGGUGUCCUUCAUUUCAAUUGAGAGUGGAAUUAGACAAGUAAAGCAGUGAGAGUUGAAUCGUUAGUCAUUGUAAAAUGCUGAUAUAGCAGAGGAUAGUUUCGAUCUAUCGACCUCUGGGUUAUGGGCCCAGCACGCUUCCGCUGCGCCACUCUGCUGCUCAUGUUAGACAGGACUCAAACUCACAAUCCUUGGCUUAGGAGACCAGUGCCUUUUCCAUUAGGAUCCACUGGGGGCAUCCACAUCUGCAUGAGUUGCCACUGUAUACAAUUCACUGUCCAGCUGCGGUGGUGACACAGACACUAUGAUGGAUGGUACUCUGUGUGACUGAAUCAUGAAUCAUGAAAGCUUUCAGUGGCUGCCUGAUGAUUUUCUUCAUUGUAGCCUACACUGCAGACUGUUUCCACUGCCAUUCAGCAAGUUCACAAAGCACAUGUUGAUGUUAGACCCAGUAUAGACAACAUAGUUUUUUUAUAUUGUAAAAUAAUGAAAUUGUUCCGCAACAUGCAGUAGAUAUUCAAAUGCAGGGAAUAAAGUCAUCAUCUUACUCUU
Messenger RNA from Chelmon rostratus (copperband butterflyfish), 1575 nucleotides. Its product is annotated as ceramide synthase 2-like. NCBI's taxonomy places the organism in Eukaryota, Metazoa, Chordata, Actinopteri, Chaetodontiformes, Chaetodontidae. Gene Ontology annotation, cellular component: membrane. Gene Ontology annotation, molecular function: sphingosine N-acyltransferase activity. The coding region runs from base 227 to 928 and encodes 233 amino acids. Gene Ontology annotation, biological process: ceramide biosynthetic process. The record is from RefSeq and is a predicted model, not a curated record. The transcript is spliced from 8 exons.